GAAAAGUUGGUUAGAGGAGUCCAUACCCAUAACAGGCUAACUUGUAGUCGUGAACUCCUUAGGGUACCUAAGCAUCGUACAACCUUAUUUCAAUGUUUUUUACGUACCAGGCCUCAAAAUGUAUGUAAUAGCGAGGAUGUGUCUUAAGAAAAGUCCAGGUCCACUUUUCCUUUAGAUAGACAUUUUAACUAAACGGUUUGAUCAGUAGGUAAAAGCAAGUAAAAGUCAAAGAAUAGCAUUUUCCAUAAAAAAAUCACAGCUGCCCACAGGCUUCGCUUGCAAUGUACCAAUUUCACUCAAAAUUAUGAUGCAGUGGUCAAAAAAACUGAACUAUACACACAUUUUUUGCACUGAUGUGUUGUGCCCAUAAAAGUGAGAGGAUAACCAUUGACCUGUAGUUGAUUUUCAUUUCGGGCAUUUCGCGGCGAAUUUUAAGAGAAGAUAUCUGUCAAAUCAAGAACAUAGCCUCAAAGGACACGUCAACAUUUUUGUUUAGCAAUUUGUGCAAUUGAUGUAAGGAUUGUUUCAUUUGUUAAAAAGCGGCUUUAAUUAAACACGCUGGCCUCGUCGAAAAUGCGAAGAGCGCACGCUGGAAAUUAUUAUGAACCGUUACCGCAGAGUUCUAAUGAAAUCGAAGGCGAAAAUGAACGGAUGGAACAGGAACUCGCAGAAAAAAUCGGAGUGCUCAAAUCUUUAAGCAUAGAUAUUGGCAAUGAAGUGAAGUAUCAAGACAAACUCCUAAGGGACGUCGAUGAUGAUCUGGAUCGGACUGGCGGGUUUCUCGGGAAAACGAUGAACCGAGUGAAAAAGCUGUCCAGAGGAUCUCACAAUUAUAUAGUUUUAUAUUUGUUUAUUUUUUCGUUUGUUGUGUUUUUUAUAUUGUACCUGGUCCUGAAAUUUAGGUAGUUUCUAUAAAAUUAAAUGGUUAACUUCCAAUAUCUGUAUAACCUAAUUUAUUGUUUUGUAAUUGAAAAUGCCUUAUUAAUAAAGUUGUUAGAUAUAUUUUUUUAAAUGGAAGGGUGUGCUGUACAUUAAAAAAACUCUUAAAAUGAAACAAUUCUCGAAACAAUAUAGCGAGAUGGGCCAAAUUUACCCAACAAAUAUUAGGCUUUUGAGCUACUGAAUUUAACAGGACUUUUCACCCAAGCAAUUCAUUAAUAGUUUAAUGAGAUGUAAUUUAGAAACAACGUUGAACAUUUGGAGUUAAGGUAGGUUCCAAGUGUCAUCCAUGAAACCAUCUCGUUAGUUUACCGUCCACAAAAUUGUGUUGGUGCAAUUUGCACUUCGCAGAAGAUCACGUUUUAAAUUCGAUUACAAAACAAUUUUUUAUAAAUAAAAUAUAUUAUACAAUAAAAUUUAAGUGGCGUCAAAUCGAUGGACCGCGGAUGUUUAUCAUCUAAUUGAUACCAGAGUUUAACGCUCACCGCUAAGGAUUUUUUCUCUAAAGCUGGUAACGGUUUCUCGUAGAAUAUUUAUCGCCAUUUAAAUUUUCGUUAUAAAUAAAAUGCACCCUUUUCAUUUAAAAUGCAAAAGGUUGCCUAACCAAUUCGAAACAAAUUUCCUGCAAUAUUAAAAAAAUUAAACCAAGAAAAAAUUAUCAAAGACAGUCGUGUCUUAUUCUAUGGCCAACUCACAGAUUAUUCGGACAGUCUUUCCGGUGAAUUGUGACUUCCCUUAAGUCAAGUGCCUUAUUUAAAAAGGACUGGAGGCCAGGCCAGACCGUUUUGCCCUUUGUAAUUUUUGCAGAGCUUUUUAUUUGAAGGUAGGUCGAAUAAAAAUGUUUAUUUGAUAAUUUAAUUGCAAAAUAAUUACAGUCCCAGAAAAUGAGUGGGUCAUAGUAGACAAAACAAAAGGGUCCCCUGUAUUUUUACAAGCUGUCAUACGUAUUCCAAAACUCGUACUUACUGCUAGAGCUCGGCGGACACGAUGCCAUUAACCGUAUAUGCAAGAGAAUUGCAAAAUUGUAAAGAAAUUAGUUUUCUCCUACACACCCACAAGUUCAUAUAUGAGUGGUCACAAAAAUUGCAUAAAGUGUAGUC
This is a messenger RNA of Cylas formicarius (sweet potato weevil), 2039 nucleotides long. RefSeq names its product BET1 homolog (gene Bet1). Gene Ontology annotation, cellular component: Golgi trans cisterna; SNARE complex. Lineage: Eukaryota; Metazoa; Arthropoda; Insecta; Coleoptera; Brentidae. Gene Ontology annotation, biological process: endoplasmic reticulum to Golgi vesicle-mediated transport; vesicle fusion with Golgi apparatus. The record is from RefSeq and is a predicted model, not a curated record. The coding region runs from base 574 to 906 and encodes 110 amino acids. Gene Ontology annotation, molecular function: SNAP receptor activity. The transcript has a single exon.